AUGUCCGUUCAAAGCAGCUCAAUUCAAAAAAUAGAAUACUUGCCUUUAGACCAAAUAAUUAGACCGAUUCCUCCGGUACUCGACUACUCAAAGAUCGAUACAAUGGUUUCAACAUUGAAUGGACAGCCAAUGGCUUCUCCCACCUGCAAUAUUGAAGAUAUAACUCCAGGUGAACUGCCUCCCAUCGAUGUUCUUACCGUUUCUGAAAAUGGUGAAAAGAAAUAUUUUGCAUUCGGAGGAUGUCAUAGGUUUCAGGCUUACGAGAAGAGCGGUAAACAGUUGGUGAAAUGCAAGAUUCUCCCUUGCACGAAAAAACAACUUAGACUUUAUUUGGGUUCCUCCGUGGACAGCUACUUCGAAGAAUGA
Messenger RNA from Ogataea parapolymorpha DL-1, 366 nucleotides. Its product is annotated as sulfiredoxin. Gene Ontology annotation, cellular component: cytoplasm. Gene Ontology annotation, biological process: cellular response to oxidative stress. The transcript has a single exon. The coding region runs from base 1 to 366 and encodes 121 amino acids. The record is from RefSeq and is a predicted model, not a curated record. Lineage: Eukaryota; Fungi; Ascomycota; Pichiomycetes; Pichiales; Pichiaceae. Gene Ontology annotation, molecular function: sulfiredoxin activity.